CAGACAGACAACAGAGACACCAAUGGAGACGCAUAUCAGAGCAACUAAUCAACUACUAGUCACUGAAGUUAGAAUCAUACAGUAGAUAUUACCAUUAGGAGUCAGUUAGAAAAGUAAUCAUACAGUAGAUAUUACCAUUAGGAGUCAGUUAGAAAGGUAAUCAUUAGUAAGUUAAUACUAUAAGUAAAAGUUAAAAUCAUAUAUACUACAAUAAAACGUCAGACAGAUUGAAUUAGUUGAUUAAUUGAUUGAUUGGGGUAAUUAUUGAUAUUCGGUACGGUUAGAUAAGAUGACCGACUACGUCAACAAACAGGUGAUUGAAUUAAAAGAAGUUAAUGAAGAAAACCGGAACAGAGCAACAAGGAGCGUGAAGACUGAGAUCCGUCGCUCAGAUGGAAGACUAAGACUCUACAGGCUGGCUGCUGGGUGUUUAGGAGUGCUGUGUCUUCUACAAGUCACUCUCAAUAUCUCCCUGCGGCUGGCUUUCUACAACAGAGGCAAUGAGACUACAGAGAAAGACCUGCUACAGACCAGUUACAACACCCUGACUAAAGAGAGAGACCAGCUACAGACCAGUUACAACACUAUGACUAAAGAGAGAGACCAGCUACAGAAGGAUAGAGAUGAUCUCAUAUCAAAGUUCUCUAAUCUGAAACAAAAAUGUCCUGAAGGCUGGCAGAAGUUUGAAUCCAGUUGGUACUUCCUGUCUACAGUGAAAAAACCCUGGAGGGAGAGUAGACAGGACUGUCUGGAGAGAGGAGCAGAUCUGGUGAUCGUAAACAGUGAUAUGGAACAGGAGUUUCUCUGUGGCCUUUCUAAGAGAGCCUGGAUUGGUCUGACUGACUCUGUUACUGAGGGGACCUGGAAAUGGGUGGACGGCACCCCACUGACCACCCCAAGUUACUGGCACAAACUGCAGCUUGAGAAUGAUGGUGACACCCCAGCAAAUCGGAUGGAGGACUGUGUUGAGCUGAACACAGAAACAUGGCGUCCUGGAAACGCAUGGAAUGACCUGUCAUGUUCAGACAAUCAUUACUGGAUUUGUGAGAAAGUGGUUUAACAACACCAUGACAACAGAGGAGGCUGGUGGGAGGACUGAAAGGAAUUUUAUAAUAUCUGUACAUUACAAUUCUACCGGUGACUGCAAAAGUACAAUGAUUAAUGUUUUGCUUGAGCUUGAGAUUAAGAAUCAGUGAUAGGCCUUGCAAGUGCAUGAAAAGGUCACCUGUACAAAGUCAUAUGUUUGUGUGUUGAAACUAUACUUUGGGUAACAGAUAGAUAAAGGGAACCAAGUGUUCCUGUUGUUGCUAUGUUCCAGUCUUACUUCUGCUUGCACAUGACAGCAAAAAUGGGAAGAGUGAUUGGGGAACUAACUGCCAAUAACACAAUAAGCUGAACUCUGCCUAGCAGAGACAUCUUUGUAUUACCAACUAUUAAUUAUGAGCUUAUAUGGUGUUAAAGUUAAGGGACAUCACCCCGGGUGCGGUGAUCCUCAGUAGGGGAUAAAAAGGGAAAACACCAUAUUUUGUGAUGAGUGUGUUACAUGCAAAUUACUGUAAGUGUAUACUCCGGCUUGCAAUCUGGCUUGCAAUCCUUAUUAAACAAACUAACCUCUGAUCAA
Molecule: messenger RNA, 1621 nt
Organism: Oncorhynchus tshawytscha (Chinook salmon)
Lineage: Eukaryota; Metazoa; Chordata; Actinopteri; Salmoniformes; Salmonidae
Product: CD209 antigen-like protein C
Exons: 6
Coding region: 290-1060 (256 amino acids)
Source: RefSeq, a predicted model, not a curated record